Messenger RNA from Strigops habroptila (Kakapo), 1884 nucleotides. Its product is annotated as basic proline-rich protein-like. The record is from RefSeq and is a predicted model, not a curated record. Lineage: Eukaryota; Metazoa; Chordata; Aves; Psittaciformes; Psittacidae. The coding region runs from base 1 to 1884 and encodes 627 amino acids. The transcript has a single exon.
AUGGCAGCCGCGCCCGGGGGCCCUCUGCGCUCCGCCGGCCCCGCGCGGGCCGACGCCGUCGCCGCCGCGCUAGGCCCCAGGCCGCGGCCCGCCGCCCGGCACAGGCACGACACGACUCCGGCUGGCUUCGGGCCCGCCCGCCUCCGCCCGGGCAGCUGCCGCUCACCUGCGGCCGCCGCGGCCGGCUCGCCGCCUGCCCGCGGUGCGGGCCGAGAAGGAGACGCGCCGACCCGGCCGGGCCAGGCCCCGCCAGCGCCGCUCCGCCGCCUCCCUCCUCCUCCCUCCCCCGCAUGCGCGCGCCCGACGCCGCCAUCCCGCCGGCGCGCGCGACCCGCGCCUGCGCGCGCCCCCCCGCGCCCAGCUCUUGGGGUUCGGCGGCGGCCAAUCAGCGCGCGCCCGCGCGGGUUCCCCCCCCCUCCCAUUACCCCCCCCAUCGGCGGGCGCCCCCCUUUACCCCCCUCCGUGCGCGCCACCCCCCCGGGACACGCACUCUCAGUGCUGCCCCCCCACGGUGUGCCCCGCCGGGGCCGCUCCCCCCUGCGCACCGGACACACCGGCUCGGCCCCGCGCACAUGGCGGCACACCCGGCCCCGCACCCUCGGCCCGCUACCCGCAUCUCAGGAAGCGGCGGGGGCACCGGGCCUCCGGGACGGGGCGGCCGGGCAGUGCCUCACCUGCGGGCCCCGGUGCCCCCGUCGGCCGCUGACCUCCCCCCCUCCCCUCCCCGUUUCCCCGCCCGGUCGGCCGCGGGGCCGGUGGGCAGGCCGCGGGCCUGCGAGCGCCAACAAAAUGGAGUCGGCCAGGCCCUGCGCCCCGGCGGGGCACCCGGCGGCUGCUGCCCGGCGGCAAGGGCCGCCCGCCCCGCCUCGGCCCCGGUCCCGGUCGCAGCGGGCAGCCAGCGGGGCGGAGGUCGUGGGCCGCCGCCCGCCCCCGCCGGGCUCGGGUUACCCCCUGCCAUUGUCCGCCGGGCCCGGCGCCCCGGCCGCGCUCCCCCCACCGCCCACCCGCGGGCCGGGCCGUCGCCCACCGCGGGGCCCGCUGUGCCGGGCCGUGCUGUUGCCGCGCCUCGCCGAGCCUCGCCCGCCGGGAAGCGGCGCCCGGGUGCCCGCGGCCUGGCUUGUCCUCGCCGGGGUUCCGCCGCUCCCGGACAGCGAGCGCCGCGCUCCCGCCCUCCCUCCCUCCACCGAGCGGCGCGCCGCCGGCCCCGCGCCCGCCCGCUCCGCCGGGCCGGGCCGCCAUCGGCGCCCACCGUCCCCUCCUCGGCCGGCCGGCGGCCCCGCGGAGGGCGGCGGCGGCUUCGUCGCUACCUCCAGAUGGGGGCCGGGGUCUCCGCCGCCAGCCGUGCGGGUCCGGGCGCCGCGCCACGCCGCCGCCGCACCGGCACGGCUGGGCAGGCACGGGGCGGGGGCGGCCGGGCGGGGGGCAGCGGCCGGGGCAGCGCAGGGAUGUGGCACCGGGGCGGUGCUGCCCGGGCUGCGCGGGGGGCAGGGCAGGGCCCGGCCGCCCCCCGGGGUGCCGGGCGGGGAGCUGGGUGCCGCCGCGGGGCUCGGCUCGGCGCGGCGCUGCCCGGGCGGACCCGCUCCCCCCGCCCGCCGCUGCCCUUUGUUUCCCCCCCACUACGAUCGGGCCGUGCGGGAGUCCCCGGCCGUGCCGGCGCCGCGUUCCCCCCCGCCGGGCAGGAGCCCCGAGCAGCCUCUGUGCGCACUGCGGCCGGCAGCGCCUGCUGCCCGGCACUCGCUGCCCGGCCGGGUGCUGCCUUCCCCGCCAAAAACACCAUUCUGGAGCGGCUGCACGUUGGCAUCUCAGCCGGGCUGCGGGAUCCGACCUGUGGGCAGCCCUGUGCCCUGCCUGUGCCCUGCCUGCACACGUUGGCAGCUCCUCUGA